Molecule: messenger RNA, 786 nt
Organism: Cyphellophora attinorum
Lineage: Eukaryota; Fungi; Ascomycota; Eurotiomycetes; Chaetothyriales; Cyphellophoraceae
Exons: 2
Coding region: 1-786 (261 amino acids)
Source: RefSeq, a predicted model, not a curated record
AUGCGUUCCUCAGCCGUCCUGACACUGACUGCUGUCAGUGGCGUCUUUGCCACACCCGUCGUCAAACGCAAUGGUGGCAAGAGCUGCCCAUCAAAGACACCAACACCGACUUGGGGCCACCCGACACCAACUCCAACUUGGGGAGAACCACCCACUAAACCAACACCAACUUGGGGCGAGCAUCCCCCAUCUGGCCCACCGCCAGAGAAUGAACCUUGCACAGGUUACACGUGCGGCAACCUGUUCAUCGGCAACGCGUUGAACUGCAACAAUGUCGACAUCAAUCUAGGAACCCUCAUUGGUGGCACCACGCCCGCGAAGGACGGACCUGCCACAGGUGUCAGGUGUGGCGACCUGUUCUGGCUUAACAUUGGAAAUUGUAACUCAAUCACUGUCGGCAAGGAGAAGCGAACCACGGGCCACACAGACCCACCGUCUCCUCCCGAGGAUGAUUGCCCAGAUGAGGAGCCUCCCAAGGAUGAUCCACCCAUGUCCACUCCUCCUAAGGAUGGCCCUCCUGCACCCGCGCCUCCCAGGGAUGGGGAUCAAUGCAGCGGUAGUGUCUGUGGCGAUCUCUUCUGGGCAAAUGUCGGCAACUGCAACGACAUCUCGAUCACUGGCACCGUUGGCGGCUUGCUCGGAGGCCUCCUGGGCGGUGGCAAAGGUUCAAGCGGCCACAACGGAGAACAGGUCAACGGUAUGAGGUGCGGCAACUUGUUCUUCCUCAACAUCUUGAACUGCAAUAACGUCAACGUCAACCUUGGCAUUCCCAUCAAGGGUCUCUGA